Messenger RNA from Cylicocyclus nassatus, 711 nucleotides. NCBI's taxonomy places the organism in Eukaryota, Metazoa, Nematoda, Chromadorea, Rhabditida, Strongylidae. The record is from the annotation of a GenBank genome assembly.
AUGCUGUUUGUUCUAUUUGUCCUCGCUGGUCUUGCUACACCGUCCAACGCCGACUUCACUCCUGAUUUCAACUGCACCGAAGUCAAUGCUACAGCUAAAACCGUGCUCACUGCAGCUUCCGUGAAUUGUGAUGAUAAAUACUCUGCGGAUACGUGUGCAGAUCUUUUUGGUACAGCUGUUAAAGCCGGUGAUGACAAACGAGAUCCUAAGUGCAAUAUGAUUAGCUCCGCUUUUAAUGAGGAAUUGAAAAACAUGGCAGUAGCAUCAUGCCCCAAACAUUGUGGAUACUGUUGUCAAACUCCUGAGUACGACUGCGUCAAUAAGCAGUUCCCAAGAACGAAUUGUGACACUGUCAAACCCGACCAAUGCAAGGAUCCUAAAUGGCGUCCGAUUCUGGCCGAAGAUUGUCCCCACACUUGCGGACUUUGUCUUGAAAGUAAUGGAUGUAUUGACGCAGUGAUCGAAUGCAAAAACGAUCUGUCCAUUUGCAGAAACAUCGACAUGCAAGAUUUUGUAAAGCCCCAUGCCCUUCCGCCGAUAAGAGUAAACAGUGUGCUACAUGGGCUAAGAACGGAUUCUGCACAAACGAUUACUACUCUAAGGCUGAACGAAUUGCUCAGUGUGGCAAAUCGUGCUCCUUCCUCUGCUCUUCCUGAAAACUUCGCUCAUCCCAGAUUCACGACAUCACAGCACAACACAACAGCAUUUUAG